Electrophorus electricus (electric eel) is the source of this 1102-nucleotide messenger RNA. RefSeq names its product cytohesin-interacting protein. Gene Ontology annotation, molecular function: protein binding. The record is from RefSeq and is a predicted model, not a curated record. Lineage: Eukaryota; Metazoa; Chordata; Actinopteri; Gymnotiformes; Gymnotidae.
CUGAGAGGUGAAGCGUGUCUUCAGACGAGUCCGGCUGCCGGUACGCGAUGUCGAGCCCGGUGAGCUACAUCACAACACUCAUCAGAAAAGCAAGCCGCGCGAACCCUUCCACGCACCGAAAACCGGGCUCGCUGAGCCGCCGUCGGUCCGGUGAUGGGCAAGGACGCAAGGCAAGGCGCACUGAGAUCAUCGGCGUGUCACAGGACUACGAAAGGCAAAAUGUGGUCAUUUCGAAAAAUAACAAUGAGACAUUUGGAUUUAAAAUCAAGACUUAUGAGAAGAACACUACUGACUCUGGGCAGGAUAUUUUAACCUGUGUGAGCUCAGUGAGAGAGAAAGGACCUGCAGAGAGAGCUGGCUUAAGGACAGGUGAUCUCAUUAUUAUCAUCAACAACAUCUGUGUAGAAGACUUUGUACAUCAGCGGAUUGUUGACCUUAUUCACAACUCAUCCAGCUGCCUAAAGCUGGAGAUUGUGAGAGGCACUACACUGAAACAAAGGGAACUACAAAAGAAAUUACACCAUCUACAAGAUCAGCUAAGAGAGAAGAGGGCGGAGCUCCAAGUACUUAUCUCACAGGAAGAACAUCUCAGAGGAGGUGACCAAAGAAACAGAGGCUCCCAGUCCUGCCUUGCUCCGGACUAUCUGCCCAUCCCAUCCCAGCCGCUUGGGACCCCCGGGCCAAGGGCUAGUGAGGACCCCACAGGUGGCUGAAAUGUGCCUUUCUGGAUUUCACUGCCUCAGUAAAACAGCUAGCGCUACAGGCCUUCACUAGAAGGACCUGGAACACAACACACCUCUCGGCACUAAUGUUAUACUGACGCGUUGGCCUUUUCGCUGUUCUUCCUGAAUUGCGACAGUAUUUUUCUGUCCUUCAGAAGAAAAGAACAUUUCUGUUUGCACUGUUUAAUGCCUUAAUUUAUUCAUUAUAAUAUUUUUGAAUGGUUUUAUAUUAUGAAGUGUUUGUACAGUUGGACAUCUUUAUAUUAAGUAUAAACUGUAUCGAGAAUAUGUUUCUGUGUAUAAUUAACGUUUUGUAUGUAUAGAUUUAUUUAUUUCUACUUAAAGUUAUGAAACUCUACAUCAGUGGCCUAAUUAAAAGU